UCCCCCAUUCGUGAGAGGGGUCCCUAGGUCCCUAGGUCGGCGACAGGAGCCCCAGGUGUGCGAGGGAGGACUCGGUCCCCACCAUGAGAUGCUCCUCCCCUAUAGCUGGGGCCGGUGGCGGAGGCGCUCACCCGGCGCUGCUCCGCGAGGGGCUCGCCAUCGCACUGUCCCCCCCAGCUCACCGCCCUGCGUACCCCCUGCCUGCCCCGCAGAUGCCAGCGAUCGCCGUGCUCGCGGCGGCCGCCGCGGCGUGGUGCUUCCUGCAGGUGGAGAGCCGGCACCUGGAAGCGCUCGCAGGCGCCGCGGAGCCCAACAACGGCAAUUUCCUAGACAAUGACCAGUGGCUGAGCACCGUCUCCCAGUACGACCGGGACAAGUACUGGAACCGCUUUCGAGACGAUGAUUAUUUCAGAAACUGGAAUCCCAACAAGCCCUUUGACCAAGCCCUGGACCCAUCCAAAGACCCCUGCCUGAAAGUAAAGUGCAGCCCUCACAAGGUGUGUGUGACCCAGGACUACCAGACUGCUCUGUGUGUCAGCCGCAAGCACCUGCUUCCCAGGCAAAAGAAGGGGAAUGUGGCCCACAAACACUGGGUUGGACCUUCGAAUCUGGUCAAGUGCAAGCCCUGCCCUGUGGCACAGUCAGCCAUGGUCUGCGGCUCCGAUGGCCACACCUACACAUCCAAGUGCAAGAUGGAGUUCCACUCUUGUUCUACUGGCAAAAGCCUCAUCACGCUCUGCGAUGGGCCCUGUCCAUGUCUCCCGGAGCCCGAGGCACCGAAACACAAGGCAGAAAAGAACGCCUGCACGGACAAGGAGCUGAGGAGCCUCGCUUCCCGGCUGAAAGACUGGUUUGGAGCCCUUCAUGAGGAUGCAAACAGGGUCAUCAAGCCCACCAGCCCUGAUGCAGCCCAAGGCAGGUUUGACACCAGCAUCCUGCCCAUCUGCAAGGACUCCCUGGGCUGGAUGUUCAACAAGUUGGACAUGAACUACGACCUCCUGCUUGACCCCUCAGAGAUCAAUGCCAUCUACCUGGACAAGUACGAGCCCUGUAUCAAGCCUCUCUUCAACUCCUGUGACUCCUUCAAGGACGGGAAGCUCUCUAACAAUGAGUGGUGCUACUGCUUCCAGAAGCCCGGGGGUCUCCCUUGCCAGAAUGAAAUGAACAGGAUUCAGAAGCUGAGCAAGGGGAAAAGCCUAUUGGGAGCAUUCAUACCUCGGUGUAAUGAGGAGGGCUAUUACAGAGCCACACAGUGCCACGGCAGCACAGGGCAGUGCUGGUGUGUGGACAAGUACGGGAACGAACUGGCUGGCUCCAGGAAACAGGGCGCCGUGAGCUGUGAAGAGGAACAGGAAACCUCGGGAGAUUUCGGCAGUGGCGGCUCUGUGGUCCUGCUAGAUGACCUGGAGGACGAACGGGAGCUGGAACCAAAGGACAGAUUGGGGAAGCUGAGGGUGCAUACCCGGGCAGUGACGGAGGAUGAUGAGGAUGAGGACGACGACAAAGAUGAUGAGGUCGGGUACAUAUGGUAGUCUCCACGAGGACGAGGACAUGAGGUUGGCACAAAAUUGCAAGUCACUUCCUGUUCCUGCAUUUGUAUCUAAGACUCCACGGCACCAAGGUCUGUUCUCCAUUGUCGCUCUCUAUGCCCGACCUCAGGUUUGGAAGACAGCUCCUCGUUCCCAGAGCAUUCUGAUUUUGCAUACGGUUGUGUGGGAAGAAGGGUGUUGUGUUGUGUUAUGUUUUUAGACAGUGGAAUGGCUGGCUGAAUUACAGCCUCCUUCCCUCCCAUGAGACUUUUGCAAUGAGCAUGUGAUUUAUGUGGGAUUCUGGCAGUGCGGGGAGCCCCACCCUGUAAACGUCAAAGACCCUUUCUGGACUACCCACACUGGUGGUUAUCACAGCAUGGUUCCCGGCCUUACGGUGUCUUAAGUGCUUUUCUUGUGUCUUGUAGAUGUCGUGGAAAACACACCACACUGGACUUUAUUCCCUUUGCUCCCCACCACCCCUGCUGUUUAUUAUUAAAAAUUAGUUAUUCACAUCACUGUAUCUGGCUUCCUACAAACAACAGCCUUAAUUCAGUCAAGAAUCCCUUUGGGGAACUGAUUUUCUUUAUUAAAAAUACGGCGUCUGGAUACUUCUCUCUGUACAUGCAUAAAUAUGUAUAUAUGUACAGAAGAGGCUAU
This is a messenger RNA of Pteropus alecto (black flying fox), 2186 nucleotides long. RefSeq names its product SPARC (osteonectin), cwcv and kazal like domains proteoglycan 1 (gene SPOCK1). Lineage: Eukaryota; Metazoa; Chordata; Mammalia; Chiroptera; Pteropodidae. The record is from RefSeq and is a predicted model, not a curated record. Gene Ontology annotation, molecular function: calcium ion binding; protein binding. Bases 84 to 1532 code for a protein of 482 amino acids. The transcript has 10 exons.